CUUCCUCUUUCAUUCGUGGAGUUCAUCUUUCAGAAACCUUCAGAUCGAAAUUUCUAGUGCAGAUUUGAAGAUGUCGGGACGCGGAAAGGGAGGAAAGGGAUUAGGAAAAGGAGGAGCGAAACGACAUCGGAAGGUUCUCCGUGACAACAUCCAGGGAAUCACGAAACCGGCGAUCCGUCGUUUGGCUAGGAGAGGCGGUGUGAAGCGUAUCAGUGGUUUGAUUUACGAAGAGACUCGUGGAGUUCUGAAGAUCUUUCUAGAGAAUGUGAUCAGAGACGCUGUAACAUACACAGAGCAUGCUCGCCGGAAAACUGUCACCGCCAUGGAUGUGGUGUAUGCGUUGAAGAGGCAGGGGCGUACACUUUACGGUUUCGGUGGUUAAGGUUGGUAAGCUAUGAAAAAGUCUUGCUAUCAAGAAAGAAAAAGGGCUAGGGUUCUUCCCUUCUGGUCGGGUCAAUAUGCAUAUGGAUUUUAGGGUUUUACUCAUAUUAAUGUUAUUACUGGUGGUUAGUUGGAUGUGUUUUGUAAUGUGAUGGAGGAGAUAUUGCUUAUUUUGACUUUUUAUUUGUAAAUUGAUUUUGACUAUUCUAUCUCAAUCAUAGUAGUUAGA
Molecule: messenger RNA, 610 nt
Organism: Cynara cardunculus var. scolymus (artichoke)
Lineage: Eukaryota; Viridiplantae; Streptophyta; Magnoliopsida; Asterales; Asteraceae
Product: histone H4
Exons: 2
Coding region: 71-382 (103 amino acids)
Biological process (GO): nucleosome assembly
Cellular component (GO): nucleosome
Molecular function (GO): protein heterodimerization activity; DNA binding; structural constituent of chromatin
Source: RefSeq, a predicted model, not a curated record